AUGGAUCGUCCAUAUACAGGGUAUAAGUCCUUCUAUGGUCCCUUGGCAUCUCAUUUCCUCUUGGGAUACGUUUGUUUUAAUCUUUGUUUCACAGUGUCUGAACUCAGGAUUGUGCUGCUUGGUAAAACUGGAGCAGGGAAAAGUGCAACAGGAAACACCAUCCUGGGCAGAAACGCAUUUAAAGUGGCUCGGUUUUGCAAAUCUACAACUCAACACUGUGAGAAACAUGAGGGACUUGUGGAAGGAAGAAGCAUCACAGUGAUCGACACUCCUGGAGUUUUUCACAUGUUCAUCAGUGAAAGACAGGUGAAGGCAGAGAUUGAGAAGAGUCUGGAGAUGUCUGCUCCUGGUCCUCAUGUGUUUCUGCUGGUCAUCAGACUCGGGAGAUUCACAGAAGAAGAGAAGAAUGCAGUGAUAUGGAUUCAGAAAACACUUGGAGAAGAAGCAAAGAGAUUCACCAUUCUGUUGGUUACAGGAGCUGAUCAGUUAGAGAGACCAUUAGAAGACUAUCUACGGGAAAACCUAGAUAUACAGAAAUUAGUAGAUGAAUAUGAGGGAAGAUAUUAUGUCUUCAAUAACCUGAAGGAGGACAGAGAACAAGUCUCUAUACUGAUAGAGAAGAUCCCAGUGUUAGUGGACACGAAUAAAGAAGUUAACACCAAUGGGACGUUCGAGAGGGCUCCAAGAAGUAGAGUCAAGAGAAGAUAUUGGAAUUGUGCAUUUUACACUGUUAUGGUCGGUUUUGCAACCAUCUGUGUCUAUGUCUAUGGAACUGAUAAGACAAGAGCAGUAUGUUAUGGCUUGGUACUUAAGAUGUGGUCUUAUUCGUUUGGAGCUUUUUUGUAAAUAUUCCUUCCCUUUGUGAGUUGUAGCUUUAUUAGAUCACACUUUAUUUUGAAGGUCUGUUUGUUCAAUUUAAGAUACAUUGCAUCUAAAUGCUAACUAAUUGUCAUUGGAUUAUAAGUCGACUGUUAGGGUUAGGGUUAGGGUUUGUGUAAGUUGAUAUGCACUCACAGAGUUUCUUAUAGUCAGUUAAAUG
Messenger RNA from Danio rerio (zebrafish), 1039 nucleotides. NCBI's taxonomy places the organism in Eukaryota, Metazoa, Chordata, Actinopteri, Cypriniformes, Danionidae. The record is from RefSeq and is a predicted model, not a curated record.